AUGAAUAUAAAAUAUAAUGAUAUAUUGUACUCAGAAAGUGCUUUUUCACGUCCAGCAUCAAUUAACUCUAGUGAAAAUCUCAUAUGCAUAAAACGUGACGCAGUUACCACUGCUGAAAGCGACCUCCUAACAUUUGCACAGCGAAAAACUCAUUACAACAGCGACAAAUCACAUUGCAAAGAACUCUUCACUGCCAUCACACGACCUCGUAGUGUACGUGUGCUCUACGAGGAUGCGGCUAAAGUGUCAUCCGUCUCCUCAGCUGCAUCAUCACCGCGCUCAAAAUCAUUUGCCAUGGAUGGCAAUGCUAAUGGCGUUGAUGGUCUGGUGGAUAUAACUGGUACAGGUGCUACAACAGCUGCUGGCAGCGAUGAACUGGUUUGUACUCCUGUAUUUGGUAAAGCCCAUCGCAAGAUGCAAACCCGUAUCGAUGCUGAAAUUGAAAUAAGAUUGCCUGCCGCCAUUGAAGAAUUGCGUAAAUGGACAUCCACUGAAGCAUUGGGUGAUGUCACUGUAACGCCAGAUUGCAUGCAUCAUGUGGAUACUUCUAUUAGCACAUCCGUCAUAAUUGGUGAUAAUGGUGUACUGACACCAGCACUCUCUCCGUCCGUGCUAUCUGCUGAUGCUGUAGAUGCGCUCUAUUCCAUAAAUGUUAGUAAUGUCGUCGAUAAUUCCCAAAUUCCUAAUGACAUAAACAAAGAUGUGCCUUUAAAUCAUCGAUUGCCUUCUCCUGAGGAGCAAUGUAAAAUUAUAGCUUUAAGAUAUCCUGCCGAAGUUAUUUCAGUGGACACAUCGGGCAAACGUUUUCAACGUAUGUGCAUGGCGCGCAAGUCUACAACCGGUGUCUUUACCAAUUUGACCGACACGAAUAACUUAAAUGACGACGUUCAAACAGUGAGCCGUCGUUCACGUUCACGUAAGGUGCGCGGCAAACGACGAAACACAAUCGCUGGUAUUGAUCAAAAGGAAAUACAAGAUGCUGCAAAUGGCGAUGCAACUGCAACCAGCGGUGAACUUAAGAACACCACAAAUGCCGGCAUUGUCGCCGCCACUGGUACUGCAGCCGCCGCAGCCGUCAUUGAUGAAGAUGCCAACAGCAGACGUAGUGAAAAAUCCAAGAAAUUUGGACGCAGCAAAUCGAGCGAUAUCUUAAAAAAAGAAUCUGUUGCCUUGCCAUAUGACAAAGGGAAGAGCACAUUGACACGUCUUAAUUCAUUGAAGCAAUGGGGCCGUAAUCGGUUUAAAUUUAUGCAACGUAACGAGAGUGCAACGUUGACACUGAAUGCCAGCAACAAUAGCAGCAAUGGGCCAGACAAUGGCAAUUCCAUUACACAAAGUAGUGCCGCCAAUGAAAAGGCGGAACUGAAAACGAAUUGCAACAAUAGCAGCGGUAGUGGCAGCAGUGGUUCAUCAUACAAAACCUCUUCGCAUACUGCAGAUAGUGGCAAUAUCGAUGAUGAAUGUGUGGUGCACGAAUUGAUAAGCCAAAAGAACGAAGGUCGGUUUUCGCACGAACGAAAACCCUCAUAUUCGUCGUCUGAGAAGAGCAUGAGCGUUAGCAGCAGUGGACAUCUCAGGGGUAAGUUACAUUUGGCCACCUGUGGCAAUGUCAAGUUGCGCGAUACGUCAUCGUUGAAUCGUCAACGUCGCAAUGGUAUCACAGCGAAUGGUUUAUGCGGUAAAGAUGAACAGCCGCAUUCUUCGAGUGGCAAUUGGAGUGCUAGUUCGGAAUCGGGACGUGCUUCAAUCGGCAGCGAAAUAACAAUACAACCAAAAUCCAGCGCUUCAAAUACUUCACUGAAUGUCUCUAGUUUUCAUCCGGGUAGUGGACCGCCAUCAUCUAUGUUGAGUCGGCGCCGUUUUCUAAAUACAUCUGCUUCGAGUAGUGUAACAAGUGAGGGCACAGCAACACCAGACUUACAGGUAACAGAUGGUACGUAUCCUAAUCAUUUGGAUGAUGAGACAAGUUCUGCAUAUUCCUGCGACACAGAAGGUUAUUAUACAUCUUUUCAUAUGGAUAGCGGUUUACGUACGCUAAAAGAAGAAGAAACACUAAUUACACCUAUACAAAGUGGUCACAAUUUACAUACAAACAAUUAUUCUUUCGGUAGUCAAGCCAAUCAAACGGUACUUAGUGCAGAAAAUGAAUAUGAGCUCUUUGGCAGAGGUUCCACUUCGACGACAACAAGCUCUGCUGGCACCGUUUGCACCACACUUAUGAUGAAUGGUGAGCAGAGUAGUUUAAAUGGACUUGGACCAGAUGUGCCUGAACGCAUAAGUUCUUUGGGUAAGUUAAAUAAGAGCAAUCACAGCAACAGCGCUAGUACCAGCACAUUAGAGCGCAGCUACUCCAGUAGCACAAUUGGUAGCACUUUAGAACGUACUGGUACCAUCAAACGUAAUGUUAAUGCCAAUCUUAAAAUAUCACCGAUUGAUGGUUCCGACGUCACCGAUAAGUCCACUGAAACACCAGAAUCUCAAGAUGAUGAAUUCAACUUUGAGCAGCGCAUACGAAAACGCACUGCACAGCCACUGCCGGCAGCUAUAAUUUCAGAAAUAGAAUGUUCCGAAAGCUCGGAUUUAGAGGGUGUGGAACGUAUUGAACGCAUUAAACAAAAGACUGCUAUAAACGCCAAGCGUAUACCAUCUAUGUGUGUCAUAACGCCAACCACUAGUGAUGAUGAGAACCAAGCUAAGGACAAUGGUUUCGAUCCAAAUAAAACUUUAACAAACGAAAGCUCUCCCUGUGAGAAAGCUGCAGUAAAAGCUGAAGCUUUACUAGAAUUAAAAAUUAACGAAGCUGAAUACUCUACAGUUGAUGAGCUGCAAGCUGACAAAACACCACAACUAACACCCACUGGCGUUGCCAACAAGGAUUACAACUUAAAUGUACUCAAACGUAGUUCCAACUAUGGUUUCAAUAAUAUGCUUGAAAAGCUGAAAGUUGUAUUGCCAAACAUAAAGCGUUCGCCUAGCAAAAGCUCGUCAAGCUCAGCCCACGCUGUAGUGGACGAUGAUGAAUUGUACGACACAGCCGGUGAGUAUGUUACCAUAGCAGAUAUAAGCAAUAACAAUCGUCGCAAUCAGUUGCAAGCACCGAAGUCAGUGGGCACAAGCAGUCUUGGAAUUUACUAUUCCAAUGACAUAUAUAGGCGCAAAAACAGCGCCGACAGCACUAACAGUGUCGUCACGAAGGGUAACGAACCCGACACGCCAAAACGAGAGACAGAAUACGUUUCAUUGAAUGAGCUGCCGUAUCAUUUGCGUAAAAUUAAUAGUGACAGUGCAGCAACGGCGGCGGCACUGAGUGCAACUUAUGGCACUAACAAUGAAACCCACACUUCCAAUAUGAAAUUCAUCGACUGCGCAGAAUCCAAACAACAACAACAACAACUGCAACAGCAGCAGCAGCAACAAUGGCAACGAAAACAAAGCGAAAGCACAAAUGUGGUCCCGAUGUAUGCGGAAAUUAGCGAGCUUACAGAAAAGUCAUCGCACAGUUCACCCUUGGCACAGCAUAAGGGAGCGCGUGUACGGGUAAAUGCACAAGGAAAAAUUAUUUACGAUUCCGACAGUUUGAAACGACGCAAAGGCGCGCACACAACAUUCGCACCUGGUCCGUAUGUAAAAGAAACUGAAAGUGCGCUUAACGAAAACGCAGUAGAAAGUAUAACGGCAACGAAAUCGCAACAACAACAGCAACAAAUCGGUAAUAGUGAAAGUGCGAAUUGCAUAGUGCCAAGAAGCGCAGCCACAAGUGCAGCUAAAUUACUUUUCUUGAAUGGUGGCAUCGCUGCCAACAGAAAAGUGGCCAAUGUGCGUCCGAUAGUAUCAACAUCGCCAUUGUCACAACAAACCCAACGUCUACAGCAACAGCAACAACAACAGCAACAAUCAUUCAACAUGCCUAUUACAACAUAUAUGGACCAACAACCACAACAACAACACGAACCUCUUUCCUACAAUUCCUAUCAAGAAAACAAAAAUCUAUUAGCUAAUCACACAAAUCCCUUUUUCCAAUCCACAAUGAUGCCCUCACCAUCAACCAAAUCCACCUCCUCGACUGGUUCCACCAUAUCAACAUCGACGAACACAAGUGGCUCAACUGCAUCCACUGCUUCAUCAUCAACAUCCUCUUCGACGGCGAAAGAAGAAGGUUAUCAACAUUUUUAUAAGGCGACCAAUGGUAUGCAGACCCAGCAUCAGGAAAAACCAACACUGCCAUCUCAACAGGCACCGCAGUUGACACAACAACAAGCGGAUAUAACUUCAGAGACAGAUGCCACUGUCACUGCCAACACACCGUUUCAACGCAAUACGCCCAUUUACUGGACAUUGCAGAAUCGACGGCAAACGAAGAAUCAAACGAUGAGCGCAACAAGUCGUGAUGAUUUGUAUGCCACGCCUAUACGACGUGCAGAUCGAGUAGCACGUGCUGCAGCUGCCGGAAAUGCAACAGCGUCUAACAGCCAUAUAUCACCGAUUGUGCCACGUAAUCGCAGCAAUUUCUUAACAUCCACGCCCACUAAAAUAGUGGACAGCGAACUGCCAGCGGAUGAUAUACCCGCCAAACAGCCAACAUCGCGCAUUGCUAACUGGGAUGACAAUUCUCCGGAGCGUCUGAAUACUUGUGCUGAUCGCAUAGGUCAAAGCAAAACAAGUCUAAUGGACUUUAAAAAAUUAUUAUUGGCAAAAUCAACGAAAACUAGUCCAAUACAAAAGAAAGUCUCCGCAGUAGAACUGUUGAAGAAGACAAACGGUAAUAGCACUACAGCGCCAAAUACCAAUAACAAUACCAAUUCAGCAGUGCAGUCAGUUAAUUCAAGUAUGAAAUUACUUGAUCUCAGUGGUUCGCCGAAAACAUUCGCCAACAGACGUAUGCUGCGACAAGGGCAAUUCGGUUCGCCUUCUAAAUCUUUUGCACCAAAAUUGAAAAGCUCUCCGGCUGCCACUUGGCGCGCAAAUAAUGUGCCACGUACCGAUAUAAUGUCGACAACCAUACCAGAGGCGAACAGUGAGGAAGAUCACUCGAAUACAAGCGGUUCGAAUAGCUCGAGAACAAGCUCUGAAGUAGGUGAUGCUACCGAACAACGUGAGAUCUCCGCGCAAGAACGGUUCGAUCUUAAACGUAAUUUUUUUUUACAAACAGAAGAAAAUAAUUUCAUGCGUGGUGAAAUGAAGCAUAAUUUCGGUAAAAAUGCAGUAAGUGCCAAUAAAUAUGUCAGCGGCCCCGUAGGUGCAGCUGUAGCCAAAUUUAACGCGAGCAGUCACAUUGAUGUGGAGCCGACAGCGAGUAAAAAUGGACCCGUAAACAAUAUGAGUGCUUCUAUGCCAGCAUUGGAAACUGCACUUUAAAUGUUCAAUCCAGUUGGCCAAUUUUCAAUUCUUUAUUGCCAAUGGAUCCCUGCGGGUUCUUACCGAAAACCCCAACAAAAUUUAGUAACAAGCGCAAUUCUACUUUUUAUAUAAGGAAAUUAAGCAAAACAUAAAGCUAUGGAGAAAUUUUAUUGUAUUUCUGAUUUUCGAAGAGUACAUUUAAGCUGCUAAUACAUAUUAUAUACAUAGAUAUUUACAUAUACAAAUGCAUACUUACAUACCCACUUAUACAUAUUUAUGCAAUUAUUGCGCCUUUUAGGAUUUGUUCAUAAUUUGUUAAACAUUUUUAGUACUAUGGUAUAUAUCGGAAUAAUAUAAAGAAAAAAGUAUUGUAGUUGAUAAAUGUCAGACCCGCGGAGUUACACGUAGUAAAUCAUUUCAAAAAUUAUAUAGAUUAAAAUCGGAAGAAGUAUAUUUUUCUUUCUAUUUCAUUUUAAGCGAAGCUCUGACUGUAAACUUAGUAUUCCUAAACACUGGAACUAAUUUGCCUUUCGAUUCAUUUUAAUUUUAUUGGAAACUCUAUAUAUACAAUAUUAUAUUUUAAUAAAAUUAUAGUUUUAA
Molecule: messenger RNA, 5937 nt
Organism: Teleopsis dalmanni
Lineage: Eukaryota; Metazoa; Arthropoda; Insecta; Diptera; Diopsidae
Product: serine-rich adhesin for platelets-like
Exons: 6
Coding region: 1-5355 (1784 amino acids)
Source: RefSeq, a predicted model, not a curated record